AGUAGCUGUAUAAGUUAUAACUUGCUUGCCAAUCCCAUAUUAAUUUUUAAAAGUAGAAAAUCAGUAAUUAACAAAUAUGGGAGUGUGGGAUGUGGUGAUCCUCUGGUGCGUCCUGCAGGCUAAUAUUCAGGCUCUGUGCUCCGAACCUAAUUAUGACUAUGGAGAUGCAUUGGCCAAAUCUAUCUUGUUCUUUGAGGGACAGCGGUCUGGCAAGUUACCCUCCAACCAACGAGUCAAAUGGAGGGGGGACUCUGCACUUUCUGAUGGCAAACCUGAUAAUGUUAAUCUUGUUGGAGGGUACUAUGAUGCUGGUGAUAACGUGAAGUUUGGGUGGCCUAUGUCAUACUCAGUGAGCUUGUUGUGUUGGGCUGCUAUUGAGUACAGACCAGAGAUUGGUUCGGUUAACCAUCUGGGUCAUCUUCACACUGCCAUCCGCUGGGGGACUGACUUCAUUUUAAAAGCUCAUACUUCUCCCACCACUUUCUACACCCAGGUGGGAGAUGCAAAUGUUGAUCAUCAGUGUUGGGAAAGACCUGAAGACAUGGACACGCCGCGAUCGCUCUACAAGAUAACUUCUACUUCACCAGGCAGCGAGCCAGCAGCCGAGGCUGCAGCUUCUCUUGCUGCAGCUUCCUUUGUUUUUAAACCUAUUGAUCCAACCUAUUCAUCCAGGCUAUUGAGAAAGUCACAGUCUUUGUUCGAAUUCGCAGACAAAUACAGAGGAUCUUAUCAAGGUUCUUGCCCUUUCUACUGCUCUUUCUCAGGCUAUCAGGAUGAACUGUUAUGGGCUGCUGCUUGGUUAUACAAGGCAAGUGGAAAUGAUGAGUAUUUGAAGUAUGCGGUGAGCAAUCAAGGUUGGAGUCAUGCAGUAUCUGAGUUUAGUUGGGACAACAAAUUUGCUGGAGCUCAAGCAUUAUGGACAAAGGAGUUUUAUGGGGGCAAGAAGGAUCUGGGUAGAUUCAAGGCAGACAUGGAAUCAUUUAUAUGCGCCUUAAUGCCUGGGAGUAGCUCUCAACAAAUCAGAACAACUCCUGGUGGUCUUCUUUUUACCAGAGAUAGUAGUAAUUUACAAUAUGUCACAACAUCUUCAAUGCUGAUGUUUAUCUUCUCCAGAACAUUAAAUGAAGCUAAUGUGGGUGCAAUCCAAUGCGGCUCCGUUAGUUUCUCUGAGUCUCAAAUCAGAAACUUCGCCAAAUCACAGGUGGACUAUAUACUAGGAAACAACCCGAUGAAGAUGUCAUACAUGGUAGGGUUUGGAAGCAAAUACCCAAAACAAGUACACCACAGGGGCGCCUCCAUUCCAUCAAUACACAGCCACCCAGCCAAGGUUGGGUGCAACGAUGGGUACAACAGCUACUUCUCUUCUCCCCAACCCAACCCUAAUACACAUGUUGGUGCAGUGGUGGGAGGACCUGAUUCAAAUGACCACUACAACGAUGUCAGGUCUGAUUACUCUCAUGCCGAAUCCACCACUUACAUCAAUGCUGCAUUUGUGGCUUCCCUCGCUGCUUUGCUUCCCCACAAUCAACAGGCUUUGACUUUCACUCACCUCAAUUCUACUACUCAGCAUUUCAAUAACACUACUUACUAACAGUAGCCACGAGAUCAAAUGGUGUAUAAUUUGAAGCCUAUACAUAUAUAUAUAUAGGUCAUGAGAAACAUAACUAGUAGUGAAUUUGGUAUGUAGCAGAAUUUCAUGGGUUUUAAUAAAUUAAAAUGUUUAAAGAAAUUUAAUAUAGCAGUGUAAUGUGGCUGAUAAAGUUCAUUACAGGAGUAAUAUAUAGUGUGCCUAAAAUCGAACAUGUAAUAUAUGGAAAGUCCUGUUGCAAAAAAGAAAAAAUGGCUGUCAUUGUCGGUGACGAUUAGUCCGUGACAAGUAGCCAAUAUUUCAUCGAUUAUAUCCAACUUGGUUUAUGAUAUAUACAAUAUAUUUAGUAA
Messenger RNA from Carica papaya (papaya), 1938 nucleotides. Its product is annotated as endoglucanase-like. Gene Ontology annotation, biological process: carbohydrate metabolic process. The record is from RefSeq and is a predicted model, not a curated record. NCBI's taxonomy places the organism in Eukaryota, Viridiplantae, Streptophyta, Magnoliopsida, Brassicales, Caricaceae. Gene Ontology annotation, molecular function: hydrolase activity, hydrolyzing O-glycosyl compounds.